AUGGCGAAGAAAAACAACAGAAAAGCCAACAGCAGAAGAGUGCAGCAGCUAAUUUUGAAGGAGAAGGAGGAAGAAAAGAAAAGGGAAGAAAGGAGACUCAGGAAACAGGGCCUCAGGGACCUCACUGCCCUCGAGCAGCACAUGCAGCACUAA
Eimeria tenella is the source of this 153-nucleotide messenger RNA. RefSeq lists its product as uncharacterized. The record is from RefSeq and is a predicted model, not a curated record. Lineage: Eukaryota; Apicomplexa; Conoidasida; Eucoccidiorida; Eimeriidae. The coding region runs from base 1 to 153 and encodes 50 amino acids. The transcript has 2 exons.